This is a messenger RNA of Hydatigera taeniaeformis, 411 nucleotides long. The record is from the annotation of a GenBank genome assembly. NCBI's taxonomy places the organism in Eukaryota, Metazoa, Platyhelminthes, Cestoda, Cyclophyllidea, Taeniidae.
ACUGUCGGGUUGGGUGUUUCUGAAGCUCUACGUCGUGCGGGAAUUGAAAAUUUCGUCGAACCAAACGCUUCGAUAUACCUUCUUGCCGGCUCUGAAUCUGGCCGACUUUCCAUGUGGGAGCUGGAGAGUGAUGGAACCUGUCGCGCUGUCAAUCAAGCUGAGGAUUUCCAUUUAGCGCGCGUUGUCCAUUUCUUCUGCAUACCUUCUGGUGAAGCUGCAGGUGCUUUGGUAUCCAGUGGUGCUGAUAACUGCGUUAAAGUUUCAUUCUUUGACCGUCCGGACAGCGUGCCUAUAGCCAAACACAUCAGGAGUGGUCACUUUCUUCCUCCAUGCAAAAUAGCCUUUUGGACUGGUGGGACAGCUGGUGGCAGCCUUUUAGUCUCCGGUGGGCCUGAUUCUCAGCUACGGUAA